UUCAGAAGGGCUGAGCAGAAUGAAUGUACAAGCUCUCUGCAAUGUGUGUGAGAACACAUUCAAUAGUACCAAUCACAAGCCUCUACUCUUGCAGUGUGGCCAUACUUAUUGCCUAGCCUGCCUUAAAAACAUUGAGGCUUCGGGCAAGAAACUUUGCCCAUCAUGCAGAGAAGAGUGGCAGGGCGAAUCGAAUGAACUACCAAUUUCCUACAUGCUGAUACCUGGUGCAAUACCUAAAUCAACUGGUGAUGCUACUGGCAACAAAGUUGACUAUAACACGUGCUUGUUGCACUCAUGCACCAUAGAACACUGGUGCUGCAAGUGUCAAGUUGCCACCUGCAAGAAGUGCAUUUCUGAGAUGCAUUAUGCUCAUGGACAGGUUGCCUUUGAAAAUGUUGUUGGUCAAGAAAUCAGCAUGGAACAAAUAAAGGAAGCCUUCAAUGGAAACCUUGGAAAUAAGUUGAAAAAAGACCUGAAAGAUUCAGUUAGUUUAUGCAAUGAAGGACUGGAAUUGAUUGAGUCAAUGAAAGAGAUUGAAGCAAAACUAUUGUCACGGAAGAAACAUCUCCUUGAUCAAGAACAGAAUUUAUCAGCUUGUAUGGAGCAUGUAGAAAACACCAGUGAGACAGCAUUAAAAGAAAAAUUUGAGACCUUCUUGAAAAUAAUGUCAUGCUGUGAUGUGGAAAAAACAAGUCUAGAAUUUCAGGUUAGAAACUUGUCGGCCAUUGGAAAGGCUGCAGUGGCGAAGGUUUUGCCGGUGCCUGAGCGCUUCUCCACCAACUUCACAGACCUUUUCGAGAGCCUCGUGCCAGUGCAGGUGCAACAAGCGCUCUCCCAGUGCGACGUGCGGCGACAGGACAUUGUCAACAAGGAAGUCAGCAAACUGAAGGAGGCAACGCAGCUCUUGAACAGUGUCUUGGCGAGCCUCAACCUCCCGGCCGCUGUCGAAGAGACGGCGGCUGGAGAGCAGCUGCCGCCCAGCCUUAGAGAGAAGAGUGCAGCCGUCGUCGAGAAAGGAGGGCUCGAGUCUUUGGAACGCAUCAUGAAAGAGCUUCCCGAGCUUCUGCAGCGUAACACCGAGCUGCUUGACGAAUGUGAGCGACAACUCAAGGAAGAAGCUGACUCAGACUCGCAACUCAGAGAACAGUUUAAGGAGAAAUGGACUCGAACUCCAUCAGCAACUCUGACAGCAACGUUCCAGGCAAACGCUGCCAAGUACCGCAAGGUUAUAGAGACGGCCGUUGCUGCUGACUCUACUGUGCGGGGAAAGCUGGAUGCUAACAGGGAAGGCAUGGAAAUGCUGUCACGCGGCCCAGAGUCUCUAGCCAGCUCGCUGCCCUCGCCCUCGUCAGGAGGUGCAUCAGGCGACUCCCCCCCUGUGGUGACGCUGCGUAAGCUCAUGGAGGAGGUGGAGGCCAUCAAGGCGGAGCGCGAGGUGAUAGAAAAUGAGCUCAAGUGCGCACUCUAA
Molecule: messenger RNA, 1468 nt
Organism: Hyalella azteca
Lineage: Eukaryota; Metazoa; Arthropoda; Malacostraca; Amphipoda; Hyalellidae
Product: programmed cell death 6-interacting protein-like
Exons: 6
Coding region: 20-1468 (482 amino acids)
Biological process (GO): mitotic cytokinesis
Cellular component (GO): endosome
Molecular function (GO): protein binding
Source: RefSeq, a predicted model, not a curated record